Messenger RNA from Ostrinia furnacalis (Asian corn borer), 2108 nucleotides. RefSeq names its product Dpr-interacting protein beta (gene DIP-beta). The coding region runs from base 368 to 1603 and encodes 411 amino acids. Gene Ontology annotation, cellular component: neuron projection. The transcript is spliced from 9 exons. The record is from RefSeq and is a predicted model, not a curated record. NCBI's taxonomy places the organism in Eukaryota, Metazoa, Arthropoda, Insecta, Lepidoptera, Crambidae.
UCUGUGUUGGCAGCCCUCGCAACUUUCGGAACCACGACUUCGACUCGCGUUACAGAACUUUCGUGACUUUGUUACAACAAAUAUGGAGAAGUAAGAACUGAUAAUGACACUCGCUGAAGAAUUUUGCAAGCAAAUGGAGUUUUGAGUGAAAAACUUGUUCAGUGUUGUGAGAUUGUGGAUAGCGGAUUUGUUCAGAUCGAUGCAAUUAUGACUUUUAGGUGAUUUUAAAGUUGGCUUAUAUGUAGGUAACCAGAAGGGUAUGCAUAAUCGACAUACGCGAUAACCCAAGAUGCGAAGAUCAAGGCGAGCGACGAAACUGCGGAGUGGCGAUAGAUGGCAGCACAGAGCAGUGACGCGCUGAAACAAAAUGGCGGCGGGUGCGCACACGCGAGGAGGCGGACCUCUCGCUCGACUUCUAGUUUUGGCCAUAUUACACGUCAAUUUUCUCGCUUUAGGUCUGGAGCCCGACUUCCUAUACCCCCUGGAGAACGUGACCAUAGCGCAAGGUCGAGACGCCAUGUUCACCUGUGUGGUGAAUAACCUGGGUGGUUACAGGGUGAGUGGCGACUCCGCCACUGCCAGGGUAGCGUGGAUCAAAGCGGACACAAAGGCGAUCCUGGCGAUCCACGAGCAUGUGAUAACGAACAAUGCGCGGCUGAGCGUCACACACAACGACUACAAUACUUGGACGCUAAACAUUAGGGGGGUCAAGCGGGAGGACCGAGGACAAUACAUGUGCCAAGUUAACACUGACCCGAUGAAAAUGCAGACCGCGUUUUUAGAGGUGGUUAUACCCCCGGAUAUAAUAUAUGAAGAAACGUCAGGGGACAUGAUGGUGCCAGAAGGGGGUUCCGCCAAGUUGGUCUGCAAGGCAAGAGGGUAUCCUCCUCCCAAAAUUAACUGGCGUCGGGAAGACGGAGGGGACAUCAUUUCGAGAGGAGGACCACAGGGAAAAACUAAAGUAACAUCAAUAGAGGGCGAAAUCGUGAACCUCACGAAAGUGACGCGAUCAGAGAUGGGAGCGUACCUCUGCAUCGCCGCCAACGGAGUACCGCCCUCCGUCAGCAAGAGGAUAAUGCUGCAUGUACAUUUUCAUCCUCUGGUGCAAGUGCCGAAUCAGCUGGUAGGAGCGCCGACCGGCACUGACGUCACUCUCCAGUGCCACGUCGAAGCCUCGCCCAAGGCUAUCAACUAUUGGACCAGGGAAAAUGGUGAAAUGAUAAUAUCCAACGACAAGUACCAGAUGAGCGAGAUCAACAGCUCAGCGUACAGCGUCCAGAUGCGACUCAUAGUCCGUAACAUACAGCGCAGUGACCUGGGCGGGUACAAGUGUAUAUCUAAGAACUCCAUAGGGGAUGCUGAGGGCAACAUUAGAUUGUACGAAAUGGAGCUGCCGCAUCGGAAAUCUAGAGAUGAAGAUGAGCGCAGCAAUUCCCUGGAGGAGACAAACGACGUGCGCUCCAGUCUCCAGGGCCCGCUCAGGGAAGGUGGGCCCCGAGGUGAGGACGCGGGCUUCUUCGGUGGGGCGCCCCCUACCGCGGGCUCGACCCGCAACGUACCCCACACAAUCUUUUUAAUAUUGGCCGUUGUCUACGCCGCGUAAACUUUGCCCUUAAACCAUGCGAAGUUAGUAACGCCGUAGUUUGGGGAAAACAGGCAGCUCGAAGCAUCCAAACUCUACCGAAACGCGAUAACUGGCUUCAUAAGACGGGAGAGCCAAAACAUUUUUCUUUCUUGUUUUCAGAUUACACAGGUUUCACAACUUGUAUCUUAACCGAUCGAGACAAUAAAAACCAAAGACGUCACCUGACAAGUAGGUACCUAAUGUCGCUAACUUUUAUGUGAUUAAAUAUUACGAAUCACACUUUACAAUGGAAAACUAACUGAGUUUUCGGGAAUUCAAUGAAAUGUUGUUUAGAGAAGUUGUAUUUUUUCAGGUCAGUAGUAUCAACCACAAAAUUUUAUUUCGAUGUUUCUUGUAACGGAUAGAAAAUGAGCUGUCUGUUUAACUCAGAUUGUGGCAGCGUGUAACAUCACAUAUUUAUUAUUGUUCUUCCGAGUUCAGACAUGAUUUUCUCGUCUCGCCGAGUGAAUAUUGUCCGUACGUA